Cyclospora cayetanensis is the source of this 900-nucleotide messenger RNA. RefSeq lists its product as uncharacterized. The record is from RefSeq and is a predicted model, not a curated record. The transcript has 5 exons. NCBI's taxonomy places the organism in Eukaryota, Apicomplexa, Conoidasida, Eucoccidiorida, Eimeriidae. The coding region runs from base 1 to 900 and encodes 299 amino acids.
AUGGUGUCACUUACCGCAUUUUUCCGAGCGUCUUUGCCGCGCUUCUCGGGAGGCGCUGCCAAACCCAAGUGGUCCGUUGAUAGGCAACAGCUCUUCGGCGCAGCAAGGGCAGAUAAGCACCACUACGGCGAGCAUCCUACAUACAACCACUUUCUCCUCUUCAUUAGGGGGCUUAGACCUGCGCUGGAAGAAGCCGCAGAGUCUACAGCUCAAGUCAUCGGAAAUGCAACGCGAGCCGUUUGGCUUCCCACCAAAACAUUCGUGCAAAAACACAACCCUGACCUCAGAUUGCAACUCGUGGCGCUGUCUUCUUUCUUUGCGACGUCCAUGUUUAUCACGGGUUGCUUGAACGACACGUUUCAGAAGAUAGUGGACCUAACGUCUUUGCUAGAGCACCGCGCUGCUGGGGAGCUUGAGAGGGAAGGUUUCUGGCAGACUGCAGAACAAGAGCGAGAAGGGAGGCAGCAGCAGCUGCAGCAGCAGCAGCAGCGUUUGGAGAGCUGCUGGUUGUCAGCUAUUGCAGCGGCCACGUCGGCAAAAGACUUUGGGGUUCUUUGCGAUCGGCUGGAGCUCGCGAGCGAAGCGGAUUCGAAGCUGGAGCUCGCGCAAGACAGCGCGCAAAAGCGUCACGGAGCAGGUGUCGCGGGUAAGCCUGUCGAGUGUCUUCCUCCAAUCAGAUGGAGGUUCGAGAUGAUGCCUUACGGGGCAGACAGUCCGGAUGCACAUGCCUUUCCCACCCCAAGCCACGAGCAGCCGCUGCGCGCCUUUUCUUUAUCCUUCACGUCAAACAAUCUCUCUGGCAACUGGGGAGACUACGUCAACAGGCAGGAUAACAAGGGAGCGAUCAUGCGCCCUUCAAGGGUGAUGUUCACGGAUGUCUUCAUUCCGACCACCAAAUAA